Messenger RNA from Cuscuta campestris, 1287 nucleotides. Lineage: Eukaryota; Viridiplantae; Streptophyta; Magnoliopsida; Solanales; Convolvulaceae. The record is from the annotation of a GenBank genome assembly.
UUUAAAAAAGGUGUUCACAGAUUAAUAUGGGCCUUUUUUUUGGAAAAUCACACUGCUCAUUUCACAUCAAAUACCUGUGCAUUUCCACAGAUUUUUCACCCCCACCCCUUUCCCUUUCUCCUCCCCAACGACUCCGACCGCCAUUAAACUCUGCUCUUCCCCAGAAACCUUCUCCCCCCCUUCCAUUAAUAUUUGAACUCAUAGUAACAAUGCCUUUUAGCCUUUGCAAUUUCACACCCAAUUUCGUCUACUUUUAGUUUGUGAUUGAAUUGAUUCUGCGAGAUGGGUUGUUGUGUAAGCACAAGAAGAUCCCCUGCAGGUCCCAGCUCGCCGGAUCCGGUCAAGAUUGACAGAUCUGCGCCGCCGGUGGAGGAGGAAACCGUCAAAGAAGUCGUCUUGUCGGAGACCCACAUCUCAAAGCCCAUUUCUUUGCCGGAUGAGGAGAAGCAGGAGAAGAUCGGGAAUGGUGAGCUGAAAGAUGUUGACUUUGAGAAGGGCAAGGUUGAGGUUCCCGGAGGCCGGCGGCGCGGUGGCGUGGUUAAGGAGGAGGAAGAGGAGGUUGCCGUUUCUGAGCCUUCUGAAAUGUGCAGCUUCAGUGAGAGUAUUUCCACGACGGCGACGGAGAGGCGGGAUGACGACGGAGAAGUCAACCAGAGGUCUCCUGCCCCGCCGAGGAAGCGGCGGGGGACCGGAGAUCUGGCCGGAAGGAUCGACAGGAGUUUCAGGUCACCGGCGGGAAGAUCGACGCCGUCUCCGGAGAAGAGGAAUGCUCUGGCCUCGUCGAGAGGCGGCCAGAGCCGGUCUCGCGUGACGUCACAGAGGCGUAAUGCGGGUCCUCAAAAAGACGUUCCACGAGACUCCGCCACCACGCGCCGGUCGAGAUCCCUUGCCACGCGCCGAGAGGUGGAUUCUCGUCGCAAUGUGAGCAACAAAAGCCCCGCCGUGGGGGAAGGUGGCCGUUCGCCAGCGAGAAGCGCAGAGCGCCACACCGGAGACGAUAAAUCGGAGACACGUAACGCCGGCGCGGCGGAGGAGACCGGCGAGUCGCUUGAGAACCCUCUCGUUUCCUUGGAAUGUUUCAUAUUCCUCUGAGAAAUGUCAAAUCGGGGGCCAAGACGUUGUCGUUUCGGAUCUUCGACUGUUCGAAAUUAAUUUUUUUAUGUCGUUAUUAAUUACUCCCUCCGUCCCAAAUUAUAAUGCCUUUUUAUUAUUCACAGAGUCAAACUUCAUUCACUUUCUUUCUCUAUUUUCGUUAGCAAUUUGAUAAAAUAAAAUAUUAUUGUCACU